AUAAUCACUUUUUUAUAUCUAGGGACUUAGAAGAUUUCAAUGGUAAACAGCGGCUCUUUGGCCUGAUACGAAGCAGCCAUAGCCGUCAAUGGUCACCUUCAAACCGAAGCUAGUUGUACCAAUCUUCUUGUCUCCUCUCUCUCAGCGCUUCCCCAAUCUCUUUUCUUCCUCUUUCUCGUCUUCUACUAUAAGCUCACAAGAUGACUUCAACGCUGCUCUCUCUAACGAGGAAUCGUUACUAGCAGGCAAAUUUCACUCCCUAAUCAAAGACCACCACCGCAAAAACCCAAGCCUUACCUUCCCCACCGUUCCGUCUCUAUCACUUGAAUUUUCUCAAAUCUCCACCACCCAUUUCACCCCCAUCUCCCCCUUCGUCGUCCGUCGCGUAAUCGAGAAAUGCCGCGCUGUACGGCACGGCAUCCCUUUCCUCCAGGCCCUUGCCUUCUUCAACUGGGCCACCACUCGGGAUGGAUUCUUCCCCUCUCCCGAACCUUAUAACGAGAUGAUAUCCCUCGCCGGUAAGGUCAGGCAAUUCGAUUUGGUUUGGAAUGUAAUCGAUUCAAUGAAAGCUAGAAAUGUUGAAAUUAGAAUCGAGACCUUUUCAAUUCUUAUUCGCCGCUACGUUAGUGCUGGAUUGGCUGUGGAGGCGGUACACGCGUUUAACCGUAUGGAGGAUUAUAAUUGUAAGCCUGAUAAGAUUGCAUUUUCGAUUUUGAUUAGUAUUCUGUGUAGGAAACGAAGAGCUAGCGAAGCUCAGUCAUUUUUUGAUAGUUUAAAGGAUAAAUUUGAAGCUGAUGUUAUUGUGUACACCAACCUGGUUCGUGGGUGGUGUCGUGCUGGAAAUAUACCAGAAGCCGAGAGGGUGUUCAGGGAAAUGAAAAUGGCUGGAAUUAAGCCCAAUGUGUAUACAUACAGUAUUGUCAUCGAUGCUUUAUGUAGGUGUGGGCAAAUUACUCGUGCUUGUGAUGUUUUUGCAGAGAUGCUUGAUGUGGGCUGUGAACCAAAUUCCAUAACUUUCAAUAAUUUAAUGAGGGUACAUGUUAAAGCUGGCAGGACUGAGAAGGUUUUGCAAGUGUAUAAUCAAAUGAAGAGGAUGGGAUGUUCUCCUGAUACGAUAACAUAUAAUUUUAUUAUACAGACUCAUUGCAGAGAAGAUAAUCUUGAGGAAGCUUUGAAGGUGCUUAAUUCAAUGGUUAAGAAAGGGUGUAGGCCAAAUGCUUCUACUUUUAAUACUUUAUUUGAGUGCAUUGCCAAGUUGGGUGAUGUGAAUGGUGCACACAGGAUGUAUGCUAAGAUGAAGGAGUUGAAGUGUAAGCCCAAUACUGUGACAUACAAUGUCCUAAUGCGAAUGUUUGCUGACUCAAAAUCGACUGACAUGGUUCUGAAGCUGAAGAAGGAAAUGGAUGAGAAUGAUGUUGAACCUAAUGUGAAUACCUACUGUGUUUUGAUUUCAAUGUAUUGUGGAAUGGGGCACUGGAAUAAUGCAUACAAGUUCUUCAGGGAGAUGAUUGAAGAGAAAUGCAUGAAACCAAGUCUGCCAGUUUAUGAGAUGGUCCUGCAGCAACUUAGAAAAGCAGGGCAGUUAAAGAAGCAUGAAGAAUUGGUGGAAGUUAUGGUUGACAGAGGAUUUAUUAGUCGUCCUUUGUAGAAGAAGUUAUGCCUUCUUCACCCAUAAGCUAAAUUAGGCGAUCUUUGUUUCUUUUUGUAGCUUAAUAUUUCUCGUUUAAGGUGUACAUAUUCAUGUUUUGGUGAUUCUAAAGGUUAAGGCUGUAAACUAGAAACAUUGUCCUUUUUCAUCAUGUAGAAGAGGGUUUUAAAUUUAUUCAAUUCGAGAAUGACUAGCUAUGCAUUGAUUAUGAAUAUAUCAACUCUUUCCAGA
Messenger RNA from Hevea brasiliensis (rubber tree), 1879 nucleotides. Its product is annotated as pentatricopeptide repeat-containing protein At1g20300, mitochondrial. Gene Ontology annotation, molecular function: protein binding. The transcript has a single exon. The coding region runs from base 89 to 1648 and encodes 519 amino acids. NCBI's taxonomy places the organism in Eukaryota, Viridiplantae, Streptophyta, Magnoliopsida, Malpighiales, Euphorbiaceae. The record is from RefSeq and is a predicted model, not a curated record.